Messenger RNA from Trichechus manatus latirostris (Florida manatee), 2247 nucleotides. Its product is annotated as CXADR-like membrane protein. Lineage: Eukaryota; Metazoa; Chordata; Mammalia; Sirenia; Trichechidae. The record is from RefSeq and is a predicted model, not a curated record. Gene Ontology annotation, cellular component: membrane; cytoplasmic microtubule; cell surface.
AUGGCAGCGAUUCAUCUCACGAUGUGCCAUGAGAAAGGGACUAUGAAUGGAAACAGUAACAUAGCUGAAGUGAUCACUUACUCCAGUCGUCAUGUCUACAAUAACUUGACUGAGGAACAGAAGGGCCGAGUAGCCUUUACUUCCAAUUUCCUGGUCGGCGAUGCCUCACUGCAGAUUGAGCCUCUGAAGCCCAGUGAUGAGGGCCAGUACACCUGCAAGGUGAAGAAUUCAGGACGCUAUGUGUGGAGCCAUGUCAUCUUAAAAGUCUUACUGAAACCAUCCAUACCCAAGUGUGAGUUGGAAGGAGAGCUGACAGAAGGAAGUGACCUGACUUUGCAGUGUGAGUCAUCCUCUGGCACAAAGCCCAUUGUGUAUUACUGGCAACGAAUCCGAGAGAAAGAGGGAGAGGAUAAACAUCUACCUCCCAAAUCGAGGAUUGACUACAACCACCCUGGCCGCUUUCUGCUGCAGAACCUCACCAUGUCCUCCUCUGGCCUCUACCAGUGCACAGCAGGCAAUGGGGCUGGGAAGGAAGGCUGUGUGGUGCGAGUGACUGUGCAGUAUGUACAAAGCAUCGUGGUUGCAGGAGCAGUGACAGGCAUGGUGGCUGGAGCCCUGCUGAUUUUCCUCUUGGUGUGGCUGCUAAUCCCACGGAAAGACAAAAAGAGAUAUGAGGAGGAAGACAGACCUAAUGAAAUUCGAGAAGAUGCUGAAGCCCCAAAAGCCCGCCUUGUGAAACCUAGCUCCUCUUCCUCAGGCUCCUGGAGCUCAGGCUCUGGUUCCUCCUCCACUCGCUCCACAGCAAAUAGUUCCUCACUCAGCCAGCAGAUGCUGUCAACUGAAGCAGCACCUCAGCCACGGCUGGCCACCCAAGCAUACAGCCUAGAGUGGCCAGAGAGGAGAGGUUCUGAACCAAAGAAAGUCCACCGUGCUACCCUGACCAAAGCAGAAACCACACCCAGCAUGAUCUCCAGCUAAAGCAGAGCCUCCCAAACUGUCUGAAUUACAGUGGACUUGACUUCCAGAGGGAGUCAAGGUCUUAGGACUCUACUAGUCAUCGGAGCCCAGUCACCAGCCACACAACCCCCUAGGACCAGGUGCGAGGUCAUUUAAAUAGCAGUGAGCACUGCAUGAAAUGGAUUCAACUGAGCACUUUCCUUAUAUGACACCAAACAAGCAAAAAGAUUUAAGUGGAUCACCUCCAAAAAGGCAUCUCAUUGUGCCUUUAGACCAGAGUUCGGAAAAACAAGCAUCCAAAUCUAUUUGUUGACCAGAUCCUGUAGUGAGAAGGUUGGGAAACGGGCAGUGAACGCAUUUAAAACUUCUUACCUGGAAUGUCUUGUACCAAUGCUUUGAUUCACAGUUGUCAAGAAGAAAUGGGGUGUUGUUUGUAAAUUUUCUAUGCAUUUCUGCAAACUUAUUGGAUUAUUGUGAUUAUUCAGAGUCAAGCGUAACCCACAGCUUUAUACUACACCUAUCUGCACCAGGUACUAGGCUUACCACUUCUGAGAAACUCCAUAAAAGAAGACACGUCUCUUCCAUUCUGACUUGACUUCAUGUGCCUUAAGAUUUGGAUAUUAAUUUCAAAAGAAGUUGAAAUAGCGGGAGAUGGGGAAGAUUGAGUUUCUCCCAUUCUAUCCACUACUAACCUUCCUAUGUAUAUUGAAUGCUAAAAUGAGAACUAAAAAAUGAGACCAAAAUGUGUACAAGGGACUGUGAAGAACAUUACAUCUUAAUGAUCUUCAGAGGAUCACUGGCAAAUAGCAGAAAUAUAUACUGGAACAAUUGUGGAUUUUCCCUCAAAUCAAAUGUCUCUAAAGACUUCCCUGCUGGAUAUCUCUGGAAGAAGAAAACAUUCUCUGCAUGUCAUUUAACAAUGUCCUUAGAAAGAAAUCUAGAGAUAAAGAGAUCUUUUAGGGAUGCUGAAAGAUCACCUGACAGGCCAUUAUAGUCUCUUCUUUCUGAGAAGACAUGUAACCGGAAUUUCAAGACUGAUUGAAAUAGAAAAGAAUAGACCUGUUUCUUAAUAUGUCAAGGAGAGACAUAAAGACGUUUAGCAUUGUACCAUACUUUGAGCUUAUUCUAUUUCUUUCAUUUUAGAAAAAUGAUGUGAAUCUGGCACUUUUGAUUUUAGGCCUUAAAAUAUCAAAAAGAUCAGGGAUUGCCAACAUUUCCUGAUGGCAUUGCAAGUAUAUGUCAUAAUCAGUCUUCUCCCAAGAGGUUGAGAUAGAAAUUCAGUAUUUUCAC